AAUAUAAAGGACAUAUUCUGACAAGAGGAGACGGGGAAUACAAUCCACCUUUGAAAUAUACCAUAUUUCCAGAUCGUCAGUACCCUCUGACCCCAUUCUGUGACAAAUUGUGCGCAAUCGACAUUUUGAAAAAGCAUUUAAUUUGCAAUAGGACGAAUGGAGAUUCUACAAUUGUUAAACUUCAAAAAGUUUUACAGUGUCUCAGGAUUUUAUUUUGAAAAUUUCAACUUUGGAAAAAUAACAAAUGGAUCAUUUAGAAGUGUGUCACUCUCACAAAAUAUUACAUUUCUACAUCUACAAGAGUGCAAUAUCACACAAAUUGAAUCUGAUGCACUUUUAGGACUACGACACCUGAGCGAGCUCUUCAUUCAAGAUGUAAAAGACAAUAAAAAGGGUAUAUCUUACUUAAGCUAUUACAGACUGCAUCAUUGUCCAAACAUAUCCGUCAUAGGCUUUGGAAAAGUCAGAUAUCUUGAAAUUAAGACAUUUUCAGCUUUGCCUAACUUGAAACGAUUGGACGUACGCCAUAAAAGCCUUCUUAAGUAUGAGGGUGCAAUUAGCUACAUUAAGAGGUUAGAAAUAUUGUACUUGAAUGGUAUUGGUUUAAGAAAGAUCCCAUCAUUUAUACCAUCAAGUACGCCUUGGAUUCAUAGUUUAAAACUUGAUAACAAUUUUAUUACAACUCUUUCUUUUAACGGUUCAUUCAAAACAUCAAAAGAUUUUUGGCUAAGUGUAAGAAAUAACAAGAUAACUAAGAUCACCAAAGCGGAAAUGUCCCAAUUCAAACACGCAGCAUCACUAGCGCUUAAUCUUAAAGAAAAUGAUGUGAGAGAAUUGGAAAAAGAUUUUCUCGAAGACAUCAAAAUAUUGACAGAAAUCAAUUUAGAGCAAAAUAUUCACUUUGGAAACAAAAAUUUCUUCAACAUGAUUAACAAUUUAAACAACAAAACAAUAAUUCGAAA
Molecule: messenger RNA, 962 nt
Organism: Owenia fusiformis
Lineage: Eukaryota; Metazoa; Annelida; Polychaeta; Sabellida; Oweniidae
Source: the annotation of a GenBank genome assembly